Leptosia nina is the source of this 345-nucleotide messenger RNA. The record is from the annotation of a GenBank genome assembly. Lineage: Eukaryota; Metazoa; Arthropoda; Insecta; Lepidoptera; Pieridae.
AUGAGUUUGGGCUGUGGGGCAAAAGUCGUCUUCUCACUAUGUAAAACUAUUCCUGAUCCAGCAUGUUUUGUUGUGUACUUUGACAAUUUUUUCACCAGUCUAGAGCUUCGAUAUAAUAUGGGUAUACUCUCCUUAGACACCAAAAUCAAAUCAGGUCAAAUAGACUACGUGGUGCAGAACAAAAGCUUAUACCUGAUAAAGCCCUCAAAAAAAGGCCGCGGUUCUCAUUCACGAGUAGUGGUUACUGUGGCAAGCAGUUAUGUUUCUGAAACUACUGUUGCGGUUAUACAACGUUACAAUAAGGAUUUAAAACAGAGAGCUGCUGUCCCCUGUCCCAAUAUAUAA